CAGGCCAAGUACAAUUACGAGGCACGACGCAAGGCGCUGAGGGCCACCUGGCUGCCCAGCAGCCAGCAAGAGCUAGACAGGCUGCAGGGGGAGCAGCGCAUCCUGGUGCGCUUUGUGAUUGGCCACUCGGCCGACGCAGAGCAGGAGGCCGCCCUGAACGCGGAGGAGGCGCAGCACCGCGACUUCGUGCGCCUCAACCUGACUGAAGGCUACGCCAACCUCCCCACAAAGACCCUGGCGUUCCUGCGGGCCGUCACGACGCAGUACGAUCCGCAGUACAUUGUGAAAAUAGACGACGAUGUGUACCUGCGUCUGGACCGCCUGCCGCACGCGGUGCAGCAGUGGCACGACAUCCGCGCAGACUAUGUGGGGUGCAUGAAGACUGGGCAGAUCAUCAAGAGCCCACGGUACCGUUGGUAUGAGCCCCAACACGCGGUACUGGGCGGUGCCUCCUAUUUCACCCACGCCUGGGGCAGCGUGUACGUGCUAAGCGGGCGCGUGGCGCUGGAUCUUGCUGCCAUGAGGGACGGCAGCCUGCGGCACUUUGCCAACGAAGACGUUACCAUUGGCAGCUGGCUGCUCGCCUUCAAUGCCACACACUACGACGACCGGCGGCUGUGCGAGACCAACUGCACAGCAUCCUCGCUGGCUGUGUAUGACAUGCCCGUGUGUGCGGGU
This is a messenger RNA of Chlorella variabilis, 678 nucleotides long. RefSeq lists its product as hypothetical. Gene Ontology annotation, cellular component: Golgi membrane. The record is from RefSeq and is a predicted model, not a curated record. The annotation marks the transcript as partial. Gene Ontology annotation, molecular function: hexosyltransferase activity. The transcript has 5 exons. NCBI's taxonomy places the organism in Eukaryota, Viridiplantae, Chlorophyta, Trebouxiophyceae, Chlorellales, Chlorellaceae.